AAAUCAACACGGAAGUAAGAGGGGGCACCAAAUGCAUGUUUGAAAAUUCACCGAUUUAGUUGUGAUGUGAUUCACAUCCUUCCUCUUUCUAUACUUUGAUCAAAUCGAAGAAUAAUCACACACUCACCUCGAUGACCACAACAGCCACGUCAUCUCUCCUCUUCACCGUCGCCCGCCCUAAAAGCACGGAAUUUUAUAAUAAAACAAACAUAACACUCAGCAAAUCAAGUUUUUUUUUUUGAAGAAAACAAUCUCACUGGCUCGCUCUCUCUCUCUUGAUAAGUUAUAAACCAUCACCGCCAUCGAACCAGUUCUUGAUCAUACUAUAUGGCUGAGCUGUCUCAUCCCGAGGUGGUUUACUCACCACGGUCAAUUCAAUUAUGGAGGGCACUGUGGAACUGGCUUGCUUUCUUCUUCCAGAUCUUUUUGCAGAUCCUUAGAGCCGUUGGACCUCAAUCUCUCUCUACUCCUUCUCAUACUUUCAAGCCCUUGCCUCUUGGCGAGUUGCCUGAGACCACCGAUCCUCCUCCCGCAACAGUCGAGAUCCCCGCCGGCACCGACGCCAUUUCCGCCAACGAGCCUAUCCAGAAACUCACCGUGGUUCUUGACUUGGAUGAAACUCUAGUAUGUGCUUAUGAGACAUCUAGUUUGCCAGCGCUUCUGCGCAAUCAAGCAAUGGAAGCUGGAUUGAAGUGGUUUGAGCUGGAAUGUGUAUCUUCAGACAAGGAAUGCGAAGGGAAACUUAAGAUCAAUUAUGUUACGGUAUUUGAGCGUCCAGGGUUGGAUGAAUUCCUAAAACAACUCAGUGAAUUUGCAGAGCUUGUGCUAUUUACAGCUGGCCUUGAAGGUUAUGCCAGACCACUUGUUGACAGAAUAGAUACAGAAAAUCGAUUUAGUUUACGUCUUUAUCGGCCUUCAACAACUAGCACGGAGUAUCAGGAGCAUGUGAAAGAUCUCUCCUGCAUAUCAAAUGAUCCAUGCCGGAUUGUUAUUGUUGACAACAAUCCAUUCAGUUUCUUGUUGCAACCACUGAAUGGAAUUCCAUGCGUUCCAUUUUCUGCAGGACAACCACAUGAUACACAGGUAGGAAUAUCUAAAUCACUUAAAUUCAUAAUUAUUCCCCAAUCUUGUUUGUUCAUUUACUCAACCACCUCUCUAUCCAUAUUUAUGGGCUGUUCAGCUUCUGAAUGUGCUUCUUCCACUCCUCAAGCACCUCUCUCAGCAGAACGAUGUGAGACCUGUACUCUCUGAAAGAUUCCACAUGCUUGAAUGGUUUCAGAAGCAGGGAAUCCCUGCUUCUGGUUGGACGUAGCAGGAUAAAAGAUCAUCUGCAACUGGAAGCAGCCCUCCUUUGUACCAUCCACAGUUACUUCAUUCAAAGGCAGCAACUUAUUGUAGGAGCGAUGGAUUUUGUAUAGCAUUAAUUUCUCCUGCAGAGGCAUUGAUGAAAGCUGAAGUAACACAGCUUCAGAAAAAGGAUUUAUCUGCUGCUUUUAUUGGUCAAAUAGGUACAAUAUUUAUGUCUGUAGAUUUGUUUAUACUCCGAUUCUUGUUGUAACUGUGUUUAUAUGUUUGCACCUUGCAGUCUGCUUGAUUAUUUAUGUAUCUUUUAGACUUCUGUAUAUCUGCUCCUCGUUAACAAAGGUUGUUAGUUUACUCGGUA
Populus nigra (black poplar) is the source of this 1663-nucleotide messenger RNA. RefSeq lists its product as uncharacterized. The record is from RefSeq and is a predicted model, not a curated record. Bases 328 to 1251 code for a protein of 307 amino acids. The transcript is spliced from 5 exons. Gene Ontology annotation, molecular function: phosphoprotein phosphatase activity. Lineage: Eukaryota; Viridiplantae; Streptophyta; Magnoliopsida; Malpighiales; Salicaceae.